Molecule: messenger RNA, 1811 nt
Organism: Cucurbita moschata (crookneck pumpkin)
Lineage: Eukaryota; Viridiplantae; Streptophyta; Magnoliopsida; Cucurbitales; Cucurbitaceae
Product: pectinesterase-like
Exons: 2
Coding region: 1-1704 (567 amino acids)
Biological process (GO): cell wall modification
Molecular function (GO): pectinesterase activity; pectinesterase inhibitor activity
Source: RefSeq, a predicted model, not a curated record
AUGAUCGGGAAGGUGGUCGUUUCGGGUGUAUCCUUUAUUCUCGUCGUCGGUGUAGCUCUUGCCGUCGUUGCAGUCGUUAACAAGAGAAAUGACACGGCAGCUGAGAUGCAGACUCUGUCCCCAAAGAUGAAGGCAGUCGCAGGCAUUUGUUCGGGAACUGAUUAUCCAAAGGAAUGCCAAUCUACUCUUUCCACAACUGCACAAAAUUCCACUUCUGAUGAUCCUAAACAAUAUCUUAAAGCGGCCAUUGUUGCCACUAUUGAAGAGAUUACAAAAGGCUUGAAUUUAACAGAUACCCUUCGAGUGGAGGCUGCUGAUAAUACCACCAUCCAAAUGUCUGUUGAUGAUUGCAAGGACUUAUUGCAGUCUGCUAUUGACUCGCUUCAUGCAUCUCAGUCCACUGUUGGGGACCCUGAUAUGCACACUGAUGCAGACCGUGUCGGUGAUGUUAAGACAUGGCUCAGCGCUGUCAUUUCUUUUCAGCAAUCUUGUCUCGAUGGGCUGGAGGAAACUGAUCCCGAUCUCAGACAGAAGAUGCAAGGCGAGCUUGAUUCUGCUGGCAAGCUUACCAGCAAUGCUCUUGCUAUCCUCGAUGAAGUUGUGGGGAUAUUGGAGAAGCUUGGCUUGCAAUUGAAGGUUCAACCAAGUGGGCGUAGGCUUCUUGGGACGACAGAAGUAGGAAGCGAUGGGUUCCCGACAUGGUUGGUGGGGGAAGACAGGAAGCUGCUGGCAGCUAGAGGAGGCGCCGGGCGAGUGAAGCCCAACGCCGUGGUUGCUAAGGAUGGUAGUGGGCAGUUCAAGACCAUUGCCGCUGCAUUGGCUGCAUACCCAAAGGUUCUAACCGGAAGAUAUGUGAUCUAUGUGAAAGCAGGGGUGUAUGAUGAGUACAUCAUUGUGACUAAAAACAUGGAGAACAUUUUCAUGUAUGGAGAUGGCCCUAGAUCAACUAUUGUCACUGGCCGUAAGAGCAACCGCGAUGGCGUUACCACCCAAGACAGUGCCUCCUUCUCGGCCAUAGGAAAGGGAUUCCUCUGCAAAUCCAUGGGAUUCAGCAACACAGCCGGCCCCGAAGGCCACCAGGCCGUAGCCCUAAGAGUCCAAUCCGACAAGUCCGCGUUCUUCAACUGCAGAAUGGACGGGCACCAAGACACCCUGUACGUUCAAGCCAACCGUCAAUUCUACAGGAACUGCGUGAUCUCUGGCACCGUGGACUUCAUCUUCGGCGAUUCGAACACCAUAAUCCAAAACUCGUUGAUCAUCGUCCGGCGACCGAUGGACAACCAAAAGAACACAGUGACCGCCAACGGACGUGCGGACAAUCGCCAGAACACGGGUCUGGUGAUCCACAACUGCAGGAUCGUGCCAGAGCAGAAGCUGUUCGCGGAUAGGUUCAAGAUCCCGACAUUCUUGGGUAGGCCAUGGAAGCAAUACGCAAGAACGGUGAUCAUGGAGUCGACAUUGGGGGAUUUGAUUCAGCCGGAGGGAUACAUGCCGUGGGCUGGAAAUUUCGCAUUGGACACUUGCUUGUAUUUGGAGUAUGGAAACAGAGGACCUGGAGCGAUGACGAACAGGAGAGUGAAAUGGAAGGGCGUGAGAGUGAUAGGAAGGAACGAAGCCAUGCAGUUCACUGCUGGGCCGUUCCUUCAGGGAAAUACUUGGCUUCAGGGGACAGGUGGGCCGUUCUUCGUGGGAUUGAAGAACUGAGAACAACUUGUCGUGAUUUGAUUCCAUUCGAUUUGAUUCCAUUCUUGGGAAUUUGUUUGGGGCCCUGUGUCUGUGCAUUGUGGUUUGAUUUCGUUAUUUGUUAUAUA